UAUGAGAGAGAGUGAGACAGACAGACAGACAGAGAGAGAGGAAGAGAGAGGGAGAGAGAGAGAGGAAGAGGAAGAGUUAAUAGAGUAGUGAAAUGAUUUAAGUGGCUCACUGACUAUGAAAGCUUCCAGCUGUGCAGGAAUGAAGAGUAGUAUAUGUACAAACUGAAAGGGCUGGGGGAUUAUUUACAGUUUUAGAUGAAUAAAUCUGUACUGUCACAGGCAGAGAGAGAGAGGGAUAGGGAGAGGGACAGAGAGAGAGAGAGAGAGAGAGAGAGAUAGAGACAGAGAGAAAGGGGAGAGAAUGAGUGAGAGACAGAGAGGGAAAGAGUGAGAGAGACAAAGAGAGGGAGAAAAAGAGGGAGAGAAACAGAGAGAGAGGAAGACAUACCACAACUAAAUGAAGGAGAAAAAGAAUACAACAGCCAAAAAAUAAAAAUAAAUACAAAUUUAAAAGGGAGGAAAAUCAUGAAAACUCAACAAUGUUUUAAAUUUUACAUCUCUGCAAAAAAUUAAAAAUAAAUAAAUAAAAAAGUGAGAGAAAGGGCAGGGAUGGAAGGAGAGUAAUCCUGUUGGUAAGAUUAAAAGAUGAGAAGAUGAAGAUCGCCGGUCCUUGCUCAGGACAGAAAUGAAGGAGGAAGGAGAGAGGGGUCAGAUGUAAAGGUGAGAGAGGAGAAAAACAGAAGACCAGUGGAUUCAGUGGGAGCGUUGAGUCCUGUGUUUACCGUUCGCUCAGAUGAGUGGUGGGUCCUGUGUGUACCGUUCGACUUCAUGCGUUUCAUUUUACUGCUCUGCCUAAGCUCUGAGCAGCUUUACCUGGAGGUGCAGAUACAGAGACUUCUUACUGAGUAUGUAAGUACAGACUUACUCAUUGGUGCAAAUAGUGAGUAUGUAAGUGCUAUUUCACUCAUAGGUGCAGAGUACUUAAGUAUCAAUUUAGUCAUAAGUGCAGAUAGAGAGUAUUUAAGUGUGGAUUUACUCAGUUUCAGUACAAAGUAUUUAAGUGUGAAUUUACUCAUAGGUUCAGUAUAAACUAUUUAAGUAUGUAUAUCCUUUCAGAUUCAUAUGGUGUACAUGUUGUGCUUGGCUGUCUAAUGGUUGGGAUGUGAUGUGCAUUGUUAGCAUUGUUAAUAGAGUUUGUAAUUAAUUAAAUUAUCCUGCAAUUUAUUUUUUUAAUCAUUUGUGCUCAGAGAAAUUAUAAUUAAACAUGUACUCAAGACUUAUUACCAGUCUCCAUUCAUGAAGUGCUAUUAGGCCAAGAACGGUGCAGUUAACUACAGGUUAAGAUGAAUCAACUUAGCCUGUUAAGUGAAUUCAGCAAUACAGUGAUCACUUGAUCAAUUAAGUCUGUUACUGCCAAGCACAAUAAUGUAACGUUCUAUACUGCAAUUUUUACCUAUAGGAUCUCCUGCAGUUUCAGCAAAGAGAACACAUAAAGAAGAGAGGGGCUGAAUAUCUGGUGAGUCUAUAGAAUCUGUGGUCCAACCUAGCCAAGGACAGAGGAGCUGAAUAUCUGGUGGGUCUAUAGAAUCUGUAAUUUAAUCAAGCCAGUGUCACAGGGAGCAUCCCUCCUUCUCCUGAUUCAGAGGGGUAGCCAAUCACGAUACAGCAGAAUCCUAACCUAGGCCAAUCAGUACUGACUUCAGAUCAGUGAAAUGUGGGCGGGAGGAAGGGUGAGCCACAGAUGUGUUUGGAUUGUCAGAGGAUCAUGUGAUCUUUGUCAUGUGACAGGGGUGCAGAGAUGGGUGUGCACGUGGUGCUGGCACAGAGGGCCCUGCUGAAGUCCUGCUGUCUCCUGGCGAUCGCCCAUGCCCAGCUGCCCCCCUUCUCUCCCUCUCUCCCUGCCAAAAUCAGCGUUCCUCCCCCCUGGCGUGCUCUCCCUCUGUCACAGCCUGACCUGGGCCUCCUCUUCUCCAACUCAUCCCCAUUUUCCUGCUCCCAGUCCCUGCUUGUGGUGCCUCCUGCGGGGGCCAGCUCCAGACCAGGGGUCCAGGCUUCCUUUGGGCCUUACUUCAUCUCACAGCCCAUCCCCAGCUCCCUCCCUCUCUCUCCACCUCUAACAGCCUCCCUCUUGUCUAAAGCUGUGGAAAGAGAGAGGGGUGGGGAGAGAGGGCCAAAGUUCAGGGUUCGGGUUUUGUUUCACUGGCGCGGUGCGGCCAGCAGAGGAUGCUGUGUCACGCUUCAUGCCUUUAAGGAGACUGAGGAACAGAGAGCUUCCUGCAGUACACAGGCCCCUCUGGGGUUGUGCAUCAUUUCCCUCAGCCUACCAGAGGGCUGGUUUACAGAGGAGAGGAGACAAGGGUGGAGCCACAGACAGACCCACAAACUACACUACCGCCCCAGACACAGGCACCGAAACCGGGGCCGUCGCCACUGGGACACCCUCUCCACUCCAAGGAGCAAACCCAGCCACUCAACAGACUCCAUUAAACUCUAUUACUCCUCCAGCACAAUCUCAGCCCCCAAACUGUCGCCCUCUGGCUGCAUGGAGGACAAACUGCAGCAGUCCCAGAGAAGACUCCAUUACAUCGGAGCUGUGACUCUGCCAGACAGGACUGUAGCGAAAAAUAUGUCUGAAGAGGAAUUGGGGUGUUCAGAUGGGCAGGAAGAGGAGGAGCUGUGCUUGGAUCCCAAUGUACUGAUUGGUUAUCGCCGGGGGCCAGUUCGAGCUGGUCGACCAAUCGGCGUAUCUGUUAGUGUGAGGUCAAAUUUCACUGGAGAUUUUGUUGUCAUCAGACUGCGUGUGAAGAAAGGGUUCAUCUCUGUGUUGGCCCAGCCAUCUUCUGCUGCAUCUGAGUUCUGGUCUGUUUCCCUGGAGAGGAGCACAGGAUCCAGGCACGACAUCAUCACUGUCAUCUGUCUCAAAAGUGCCAGAGGCCAGAAAGGCAGCUUCAGUCCCUCUGUUCUUCAUCAGGUGGCUUGUUUCUCACUGGAUGGUUUGGAGCGAAGUUUUGGGGUUGCCAUGACGGUGGCCGUACACUGGUGGGUGGAGUAUUCAGGUCGCAACAACCCUCUCCCGCCACACGAAGGAGUGGUGAGCACAUUCUCCUUCACAGACAGGGAGAUUGUAGGCAUCGCCCCCAUAACUGAGAGCAACACAAUCAUCAAUACUGCCAUCUUGAACAGUCAGCCCGUGUCACUUCCUGUCAUAGUGCUGGCAGUGGGCCAUGACGGGGAGGUCUCUGAUGUCACAGCUGCGGUCACCUGCCGUUCUGCUAACGAGGACAUUGUCAAGGUUUCCAGUGACUGCUCCACCCUCUUUGUCGAUGGGAGCGAAUCAGGGGUGGGCAGCACCUGUGUGGGGGUGGAGUAUCACCUUGGCACACUCAGGGGCGCCCACUGCCUGUCCGUCUGGACGCCCGCAGUCCCUCUCCUGGUGGCGCUCUCGGACCCCGUCCUGAACGCCGUCGAGGGGUGGACACAGCACAGCGAGGGCCGGUGUUCUCCUGUCUACCAGCGAUCUGCGGUCCAGGUGCUCGCACAGUUUGCUGCCCAGCCGCCUGUCGAGACGGGUCAGCUGACCUACAUGCUGGGAUCACCCGAUUGGUUCAUGGACGUGACUGAGCUGGUCCGUGAUUGGCUGCUGGUGGAGAACCCAAGGGUGGCUGAGCUUGACGAGCGGACCUAUCUGAUUGGCCUACAGCCUGGAGUGACCUCACUACGAGUUGUAUCUAGCCAAUGGGAUGGAGUCCUGGGCUCCUGUGAUGUCACUGUGACUGCGGACCAUGUGACGCCUGGUGACCUAUCAGUCCAGCUGGUGGGAGGACUUAGUCUGUCAGUCACCGCAAACCCAACCCACCCCUCCGUAGUCACGGCAACGGCUAUGGCUCACAACAUUCUGUACAGCCAUGGGCAGGAAGCUGCCUUCAGCGUUUGGCUCCAGUUCAGCGAUGAAACGGCCACGCUGGUCUCCGCCUUCGACCCCGCCCCCUAUUCCCUGCGGCUGUCCUCAUUGGCUGACACUGUGGUCACAGUGACGCCCGGGCCAACCCAGCGAGUGGUUGCCCAGGGUGAUGGGGGUGGACCUUUGCUGAGGGCAGAGCUACUGGUCUCCACCUGUCCAGCUCAGAAGCAAGCAGCCAAUGAGAGAGGAGGAGGAGGAGGAGGAGGAGGAGGGGGAGGGAUUAAGAGGCUAGCCAGUGGCUCUGGUUGGGUGCGGGUGAAGCUGGACUGGGAGCUCCACCCUGACAGCAGCGAGGAGCCCGGGUUCCAGGUGCUGGAAAUCUCUCAGGUGUUUCCGGACUCCGAGAGUGAGCUGUAUGAACCGAGCAAUUCCUCCAGAGGCUACGGCCAGGACAGGGAGGAGGAUGACGAAGAUGAAGGUGUCGAUGGUGGCAGGGAUAGCAGCCUGGGGGCGGGCACCAGGACCCACCUGGAGAGAGCGGUCCUUACGCCCAGCCAUGAUGGGGGCGGGGUGUACCUGCACCCCAGCAAAGACACGGGGGGCGGGGGGGAGAGGGAGCUGGAGGUGGGAGUGGGGGCCAUGCUCUCCCUCUUAUGCCUCUCCGCACUCCUCUUCCUGGCAAACUUUCUCCCCUGUGCCCUGCGGAAGAGAGGGAAGAGGAGGAGGAGGGAGAGAGGAGGCCAGGGGCCGGAGGAGGAAGAGCACAGAGAGAAAGCAGGGGAUGGUGAGAAAGGAGGAGAGGAAACAGAGGAGCGCAUGAGGAGUGGACUUGGCUAGCCGUCACACAGACACCUGUCUGAUGCAGGACCUCACUGUUCCUGUGGCUCUGUAAACCUGCCCCGUGUCUACCUCCACAUUUACCACACAUCCUACUGUACACCCAACACUCAGCUCUGGGAGUUGUAGUCUUCAAUUAAUCCUAAACCCCCUAGACGCUCAGCUCUGGGAGUUGUAGUGUUCAAUUAAUCCUACACGACCCCCCCCAAACACAGAGGUCUAGGAGUUGUAGUCCUGAACCCUCUGACCUCAGAGAGAGUGUCAGCCGGAAUUCUGGGCCCCCUGAAAGAAUAUUUAUCUCUUUUUUUAUUUAAAAAAUUAGAUUCUUUUUAGAUGUGAUCCCCACCCCCCCCAAUUGUGGGCACCCUUCAGAAACGACCCUGUCUCAGAGUCAUGUGACAGGGGUAUAGAGUACAAUCAGACCUUUGCCAUAGACUCUAUAGGCUAGGAUACGCAGCUUUGUGUGGUUAAGUUCUCUUCACUGUUAAAGCUGAAACAUUCCUAAUUUGAUAUUCCGAAAAUUAAUUCAGGGACCUGAACAACAGCAAUGCUGUGGCAGUGGACAUUCUGUCCUGUAAUACAUCAUCAGACCUCCUCUUACCAACCGCAACACAGAGGACAAGAGGAAGGCAGGAGUUGAGUAUCUGGUGAGCCUAGAGAAUCUGUGCUUUUGUGCCCGUUUGUAAAUUUUAAAAUUUUAACUGUUUUUUUGUUGCUGUUUUUGUCAGUGCUGCAUUUGCCCUCUUUACAUUCCAGUGUUCAUUCCCUGCAGUGACUCUGUCAAAGCAGCAGCUCAGAUCCAAGCCUUCCUCUGUUCAGCACUGUAGGGUACUGACGUGAGCAAAUGUAAAUUAGCUACUCCUUUAUUCAUGUACUUUCUGUUUUUAUGAUUCUGAAUGCAUUUCAUUGUGAUUUUACUUUAAAUCUAUUGGCUAAUUAAUUAACUUUUUUGUAUUGUAAAUGGCAUCAGUCAUUUUUGUUUCAAGACAAAAUUUUUGUUUUGUUUUCGUCCCUGCUGGUUUGAUGUUACUUUGUUAUCUUAUUGGAUUCAGUGAUAUUUCCUCAGUCUUGGAUGGGAGGAGAUGGCUUUAGACAUGAAAGUCAACACUAUUCAACAAAUUUGACUGAAACUACUCAUUGCAGCUAAAUAAAUAAAAAUUGACGUUCAUACAAAUGAAUGAUUGAGUUGAGGUCAAGUGCGGUCAAAGUCAAGUACCUGAUGCAUGUGAACAUGUUGGUCUGCGGUGGUGUGCAUUACCAAAGGAGAAAGCAACGGUCCUAACUCUGCUUUUACUUCAUUCACUGCAUUAAGUUUCCUAAAACCUUCAUUGUAAUAAACAAUUGUGUAAUCAACACGAUGGCAUCGGAGAGAUCAGGUGGAAGCACGUGUAAACACGGAAGUGUAAGAGGUGGGAGGUGUUUCUGUAGAUGUUCAUCACCGGUCGCUGCUGGUUUUGCGCUUCCACUCGCAGAUAACUGGACACCCGAUUCCAUGUAGAACGUGCGGCGGGAACAACCGCUGAAAACUUCAAAAGAACAAUAACAUCCCUGCCAGACAUGACAAUUACAAGUUUUGCCGUCCUUCUUGGGCUUAUGUUGGCCUCGCCAGCAUCUCCAAGCCGUGUGGAUUUAUCUGGGAAUGUCGGCGAUUCCCUCACUCUCCCCUGCCAUGGAGACCCCAGCAGGGAUGUGGAGUGGUGGUUUCAGCAGUAUGAGUAUCCUGACUGGCUGCUCGUGGCCGAACUCCACACCGGAUCCUUUUCCCCAGGAAGCGGCUUCCAGGGACGGGUGAAAUCCUUCCACCUAACAGAGCCAGGAAACUACAGCCUCACCCUCAGUCCUGUGGUGUACAGUGACCUUGGCAUUUACAAAUGCCAGUACAAGGAUAAGACCGUUCUUUCAGUUGUGAAACUAGAAAUUGGAGUCCCAUCAAGUGUUCCCGUAGAGAUGGGAAUGUCCGUCAGUCUUCCUUGCUUUGGGAACACUAAUAAUCGAGCGCAUGCUGGUGAUCUGGAUAUCCUCUGGAAGAGAGGUGGAGAGAACGUUUUUCAACUCCAUAAGAACACCAUCACAUAUCGGCCCGAGUUCGAGAACAGAGCUUCAGUUUCCCCAGAACAAGCCCUCUAUGGACACAUGUCUUUAACCAUCAGACAGACACGGUUUUCAGAUGAAGGCGACUAUCAGUGCUUCUACAACAGUCCAAAAGAGAGGGGGAAACCAGGUUCUGUCAGACUCGUUGUUACAGGCCACCCACCCCAGACCCUCACAGUGAAGGCCGGUGGUUUGCUCUCCAUACCGCUCUAUACCGCAGACCCAGUGAGGGUAACAUUCAGUGCAGGCCUUGGUUCAGAUGAGGUGCUGAUGCUCGAUGCAAAUAAAGGCCCAGCCAGGUAUGGGGAGCGUUGUGCUCAGAGAUGUGAGCUUCUGGCCCAGAACUACACCCUUUUGCUGAGGAGUGUGACACUGGAGGAUGCCGGAGUCUACAAGGUGACCCAUCGUGAGACCAACAGGACUAUCGGCUCUGUCUCUCUGCACGUCUCAGCCCCUCCUCCCUCUGCUGGAGCAGUGGCUGGGACAGUGCUGGGAGUGCUGGGAGUGCUGGGAGUGCUGGGAGUGCUGGGUGUGCUGGGUGUGCUGCUGGUGUUGCAGGCUGGCAGUGCCCUUGCAGUCAGGAAGUACCUCCAAAAGCUAAGGCGAGCAAGCCUGCAAUCCGUUACCAAAAGCCAAUGCUCAAGAUCAGAAGGACUCCAACAGCAGAGCAGCAUGUGUUCUGAUUCCUGACAGCCCUGAACCCCAUCUCCCCGUGUCCAAAUAGAAUCCUUCUCCCUCUGAACCCCAUCUCCCCGUGUCUGGAGCUGACGGGGCAGCUGCCAGUCUGCAGAGAUGGCAGUAUCAGGAGCAGACAGGGCAGCUGCCAGUCUGCAGGGUUGGCAGUACGAUGAGCUGACGGGGCAGCUGCCAGUCUGCAGAGUUGGCAGUACCAGGAGAAAACAGGGCAGCCGCUAGUCUGCAGAGUUGGCAGUACCAGGAGCUGACGGGGCAGCUGCCAGUCUGCAGAUUUGGCAGUACCAGGAGCAAACAGGGCAGCUGCCAGUCUGCAGGGUUGGCAGUACCAGGAGCAGACAGGGCAGCUGCCAGUCUGCAGGGUUGGCAGUGCCAGGAGAAGACAGUCUCCGGGCAUCUGGUCGUCUGGUUGGUAGAGAUGGCUCUCACCCUCCCCCUCAUGGUCGACCCCCCUCCACAUCUGGCUCCACCAUGUCCCCAUUGCUGCUGAUGCAGAGGUUGUGGAGGAAGGCACAUGUGGACACGACCACUGGCACAAAGGUAGACUUACGCUGGGAUUAACUGAGUAUCACUUGUGUGAUUUAAAAUUAUUUUAAUCCUUUUUAGUUUGAAUGUUACUGUACUUUUAAGUUUUGUAAAUUGCUCGUUUACGAAUCAAGUACUGCAUCUAUGCAUUGUGCUGUCUGUCGGCUUCACACUGGUGAAAAACAUAAACAUAACUGCGUAUGCACUUUCUGUAAAGUAUCGUAAUCCUUAUUUUGCAAUGCUGUUUGAAAAAAAAAUUCUGGGGUGGCUGGUAGAAUUUGGUUAAUAAAAUAAAAUAAAACUUUAAAAAGUUAAUUUUCCACCCUCAUUUAGUGGUUAGCUUCAGUAAUAUACCGAAGCACACAUUUAUAAUUUAUGGAUUCACUAAUAAUUGACUUAAUGACAAUCUUUUUGUAUUUUGCUUCAUCUAUCAUGAAGCCUAUCAUGUAAAUGACUGAAAUAUCUCUGAAAUACUGAAAUGUAUUGAACAUUUGUAAUUAAACUAUCAGUUGUUUCACCCAGAACAUCUCAGAACAUCUCAUUGACAAUGUAUAGCUUCAAAUAUGCAAUACCUUGAAAUAUAACUUGCUAACUAGCUGUGUACAUUGGAUUCAUGUUCACACAUCAUUGCCAAGAUGUUUUUUUCAUGUAGCAGCCUCUCCUCCUCUGUGCCACAUCAUGUGUCCUUACCAUUGAAAUAUAUUAUAUAUAAAUAUAUUAUAUAUAAACAUAUAAAUAUAUGUAUUCGUGUACUUUCUGUUUUUAUGAUUCUGCAUUUCAUCGUGAUUUUACUUUAAAUCUAUUGGCUAAUUAAUUAACUUUUUUUGUAUUUUUAAUGGCAUCAUACAUUUUUGUUUCAAGACAAAAUUUUUGUUUUGUUUUUGUUCCUGCUGGUUUGAUGUUACUUUGUUAUCUUAUUGGAUUCAGUGAUAUUUACUCAGUCUUGGAUGGUAUGAGAUGGGUUUAGAGAGUAAAGUCAACACUAUUCAACAAAUUUGACUGAAACUACUCAUUGCAGCUAAAUAAAUAAAUAUUGACGUUCAUACAAAUGGAUGAUUGAGUUGAGGUCAAGUGCGGUCAAAGUCAAGUACCUGAUGCAUGUGAACAUGUUGGUCUGCGGUGGUGUGCAUUACCAAAGGAGAAAGCAACGGUCCUAACUCUGCUUUUACUUCAUUUAUUGUAUCGAUUUUCCUAAACCCUUCAUUGUAAUAAACAAUUGUGUAGCCAACACACGACGGCGUCGGAGAUCUCGGGUGAGAGCAUUUGUGCGCAACAUAAACACGGAAGUGCAAGAGAGGCGGAAGGUUUUUGCUAUAUACAACUCGACGAACGGUCCUGCUUUUGAGCUACCACUUACGGAAAACAAUACGCCUGAUUCCAUGUAGAACGAGCGGCGGUAAAAACUUCAAAAAAACAAAUCUUUCAGUAACAAUCCCUGCCGGACAUGAGAAUUACAAGUUUUGGCGUCCUUCUUGGGCUUCUGUUGGCCUCACCAGCAUCUCCAAGCCGUGUGGAUUUAUUUGGGAAUGUCGGCGAUUCCCUCACUCUCCCCUGCCAUGGAGACCCCAGCAGGGAUGUGGAGUGGCGGUUUCAGCAGUAUGGGCACCCUGAGUGGCUGCUCGUGACCGAACUCCACACCGGAUCCUUUUCCCCAGGAGGCGGCUUCCAGGGACGGGUGGAAUCCUCCCACCUAACAGACCCAGGAAACUACAGCCUCACCUUCAGUCCUGUGGUGUACAAUGACAUAGGUAUUUACAAGUGCCAGUACAAGGAUGAGACCUUUCUUUCAGUUGUGAAACUAGAAAUUGGAGGGUUGUUGUUGGGGGGACAGGAUGAUUCCAGUCUGUAUAAAACCCACAAGCCUUGGGUGGUAUGCAGUAGACAGCAUAUGCUGCAUCAGGGCCUUCAUCUACCUCAAGCAACAUGGUUGUGGUGAAUGGGUGCGUGAAUGAGAGUGGCUGGAGCACAAUUCGUCCCAUCAGGUGUUCUCAUAGUCAUGGGAAUGUCCGUCAGUCUUCCUUGCUUUGGGAAUAUUAAGAAACACACGAGUGCUGGUGAUCUGGAUAUCCUCUGGAAGAGAGGCGGAGAGAACGUUUACCAGCUCCAUAAGAACACCAUCUCAUAUGGGCCCGGGUUCAAGAACAGAGCUUCAGUUUCCCCAGAACAAGCCCUCCAUGGAAACCUCACUUUAACCAUCAGACAGGCACGGUUUUCAGAUGAAGGCAACUACCAGUGCUUCUACAACAGUCCUAGAGUGAGGGGGAACCCAGAUUCUGCCAGACUCACUGUUACAGGCCACCCACCCCAGACCCUCACAGUGAAGGCCGGUGGUUUGCUCUCCAUACCGCUCUAUACCGCAGACCCAGUGAGGGUAACAUUCAGUGCAGGCCUUGGUUCAGAUGAGGUGCUGAUGCUCGAUGCAAAUAAAGGCCCAGCCAGGUAUGGGGAGCAUUGUGCUCAGAGAUGUGAGCUUCUGGCCCAGAACUACACCCUUUUGCUGAAGAGUGUGACACUGGAGGAUGCUGGAGUCUACAAGGUGACCGAUCCUGAGACCAACAAGACCAUCAGCUCAGUCUCUGUGCGAGUCUCAGCCCCUCCUCUCUGUGCUGGAGCAGUGGCUGGGACAGUGCUGGGAGUGGUGGGAGUGCUGGUGCUGCUGGUGUUGGGGGCCUUUGCUUUCUGGAAGUACCUCAAAAAGCGAAAGCCAGCAAAGCCUGCAGUCCAAGCAACUGAAGUUCUGAUUGAGGUCAGAACGGAUCCAACAGCAGAGGAGCAACACAGUGGACAAGAGGAAGGCUCACUCUAAAUCCCCCCCCCCCUUUUUUUCAUGAUACUUGUUACAUGUUGCCCCAUCCCAGCACUUUUUGGUAAAUUGUAUUUGUCCUAAUACUGUAGCUUAUUCUUCUGCCUAGUUGGCUUUGCAGAGGUUAGGUCUGAAUAGUGUUCACUGUGUGAACUAAACUGUGUUCUUGGCUAGAAAUAGCUGUACAAAAUAAGUGUUGUACCUUACUGAACCUGUGUUUAAUGGUUGUCUAUGACCAUGAAAUGCACUUUUUGUACGUCGCUUUGGAUAAAAGCGUCUGCCAAAUAAAUGUAAUGUAAUGAAGGCAGGAGCUGACUAUCUGGUGAGCCUAGAGAAUCUGUGCUUUUGUGCCCAUUUGUGACUUUUUCAUUUUUAAACAGUUUUUUGCUGUUUUUGUCAGUGCUGCAUUUGCCCUCUUUACAUGUCAGUGUGCAUUCCCUGCAGUGACUCUGUCAAAGCAGCAGCACAGAUCCAACCUUCCUCUGUUCAGCACUGUAGGGUACUGACGUGAGCAAAUGUAAAUGAGCUACUGCUUUAUUCAUGUACUUUCUGUUUUUAUGAUUCUGGAUGCAUGUCAUCGUGAUUUUACUUUAAGUCUAUUGGUUAAUUAAUAAACUAUUUUGUAUUUUAAA
Molecule: messenger RNA, 11422 nt
Organism: Anguilla rostrata (American eel)
Lineage: Eukaryota; Metazoa; Chordata; Actinopteri; Anguilliformes; Anguillidae
Product: transmembrane protein 132C-like
Exons: 23
Coding region: 1739-4678 (979 amino acids)
Source: RefSeq, a predicted model, not a curated record